This is a messenger RNA of Nematolebias whitei (Rio pearlfish), 1119 nucleotides long. Its product is annotated as immunoglobulin kappa light chain-like. The transcript is spliced from 7 exons. NCBI's taxonomy places the organism in Eukaryota, Metazoa, Chordata, Actinopteri, Cyprinodontiformes, Rivulidae. The record is from RefSeq and is a predicted model, not a curated record. Gene Ontology annotation, biological process: response to bacterium. The coding region runs from base 1 to 1119 and encodes 372 amino acids.
AUGGAGCGAGAUGAGGGAGGAGAUAGUCGGGUCCUCCCCACCUGCAUCGGUUCAGGUUCAGACUCGGGCGAUGAGGAAGUUCUGGUGUUGUUAUUCUCGGUUGACCGAAAAAACAUGCUGAGGAUUAUGGAUGAGUUCAGUUAUCUGACAUCAGCCUCAUCUGUUCAUCAACACAACAGGUUUGUGUCAGCUCAUGUUGGUGACAAUGUGACUUUAGGUUGUUCCUAUGAAGGUGGGGAUUCAGCAUGGAUCUGCUGGUACAUCCAACCUCUGGGACACAGACCGAGGAUCAUUGCUAGUGUCUUUGUGUACAGUCCAGACGCAGUUUUUUAUGAUGGAUUCAAGAACAAUCCUCGAUUCAGUCUGGUCAGAGAAAACCAGACAAGUCAGCUGAUUAUUUUACACCUGAAUGUUUUGGACUCGGCUACCUACUACUGUGUUCUCAACGUUGCACAAGUUGUGUCUUUUGCUGAAGGUACGACACUCAGUGUUAAAGGUCCAGGUUCUACCGUCCAGCCUGUGGUUCAUCAGUCAGUAUCUGAGACCAUGCAGCCAGGAGGUUCUGUGACUCUGAACUGUACAGUACAAACUGGGAGCUGUGAUGGAGAACACAGAAUUUACUGGUUCAGAACUGCUGGCAAAUCUUAUCCAGGACUUGUUUACACCCAGGGACACCGACAUGAUCAGUGUGAGAGGAACCCAAAUGAACAGACACACACCUGUGUGUACAACCUGCCAAUGAAGAACCUAAAUGUGUCUCAUGCUGGGACCUACUACUGUGCUGUGGUCUCAUGUGGACACAUUUUGUUUGGAAAUGGGACAGCAUUGGACUUCUCUUGUGAAGAAGGUUCAAGGAUGAACCCGUUGAUAUUUCUCAUGGCUGGAUCGUUGACCACCGUUCUGGUUGUUUUACUCACUUUCUCAACGUAUAAACUUACAAAAAAGCUUUGCUCCCACAACUCAGCUUCAACAGGAGAUAACAACCAAGACUUGGACAGCCUCUAUUAUGCAUCUAUACAUGUUAGAGAAUCCAUCGGAACAAAAAGACAGAAGAGUUCCAGGAAUGACACUGUUUACUCUCGUGUAAGCUACAAGACACCAUCUUCCUUGUUCAUUUAG